Messenger RNA from Adineta ricciae, 630 nucleotides. The record is from the annotation of a GenBank genome assembly. NCBI's taxonomy places the organism in Eukaryota, Metazoa, Rotifera, Eurotatoria, Adinetida, Adinetidae.
AUGAUUGAUCAACAGCACUCGUAUUGUCUUGAUAAAAUAUCGUUGUAUAGCUCACCGCCGACCGAGAACGAAAUAGGACAAAUCUUAAAAUUGCACAAUCAAGAACGCAUUGAUGUUCAGGGUGAAAAUAUGCAGCAGAUGUACUGGAGUAGAGAUUUAGCUGAAAUUGCCCAACGUUACGCUGAGCGUUGCGUAUUUCAUCAUGAUAAAUCUAUUCAAAGAGAAGCACCUCGAAUACCAAUGCCAACUGGUCAAAACCUUGAUUGUAACGGUUUGGUCAGUCUCUAUGGUGGGACAAUUGAUCUGAACUCGUGUGAAUGUCGAUGUACAUCAUAUGCAAGGGGUAAACUGUGUGAAAAACUCGGCUGUGCAUCGUUACCCAAUACUUGUCCAUACGGAUCAGACAAAUCAUGGUGUAUUAAAUAUGCCAAUGUGCCUGCUGAGUGUCCAAAAUUUUGCGGUCUGUGUGAUCGAUACGAAGAAAUGCAAAAAUAUUACUCCAUCCUUGAAAUACAAACAGAUAUCGGCAUCGGCGAAGCUGACAUUGCUCUGUCUGUUAGAUCGGAUACACGAAUUUCAGUUUCUUUUGUUUUUAUUCAAAUAAUCAUCGUACGUCGGCUGAUUAAAUAA